AUGACUUCAACCAUUUUGUCCGGACAGCUACCGUUAGAAGCUUCCGAUGCAACGACAACUACUCCUCCUCCGGAUCCCGAUACCAGAAAAUCAUUCAAGUUAGCAGUCAAGGACAACAUUGCGACCCAAGGCCUUCCGACAACAUGCUCUUCGGCCAUCCUCUCCUCCCACAAAAGCCCCUACGAAGCCACCAUUGUGCGCCAGCUCCGAGAACGAGGCGCCCAUGUUGUCGGCAAGACGAACAUGGAUGAGUUUGGAAUGGGAUCUCACUCCCUAAACUCGCUACAUGGGCCGGUGCUCAACCCUUUAUCAUCGGUCGCUACUUCUGCAGGUGGAAGUUCCGGAGGGAGCGCGGUUGCGGUGCAGACGGGCGAGGCGGACGUUGCGCUAGGAACAGACACGGGCGGCUCGAUUCGUCUCCCUGCGGCAUACUGUGGUGUUGUGGGAUACAAGCCCUCAUACGGCAUGCUCUCUAGAUUCGGCGUCGUACCGUAUGCGAACUCUCUCGAUACUGUUGGCCUGCUUGCGAGGGAGGUGAGCGUCAUCGAGGAUCUGUUGUUCGGCACCGGCCUCGACGGAGAGCACGACGCCCAGGACCCAACAUCCCUUUCCAAGAGCUUCAGAAAGAAGCAACAGAGCCAAGGUGCAGACCGCCGUUCCCGCCUCAGAAUCGGGAUCCCCCUGGAGUACAACAUCGAAGAAUUAGACCCUAAAAUCAAAGCCGCAUGGUCCGACGCUGUAGAGAUAUUCCAACGAUCCGGGAUCGAUGUUGUCCCGGUAUCCCUUCCAUCAACAAAGCACGCCCUCUCGGCAUACUACGUUAUUGCGCCCGCUGAAGCCUCCUCCAACCUUGCCAAAUACGACGGAGUCCGCUACGGAACCCGCGGAGAUGACAGCGACGGCGCGGGCGAGGUACUCUACUCCAAGACGCGCGGCCUCGGCUUCGGCGAUGAGGUCAAGCGCCGCAUCCUUCUUGGCUCCUACAGCCUCAGCUCCGAGGCCAUGGACAACUACUUUAUCCAGGCGCAACGGGUGCGCAAGCUCGUGCAACGUGAUUUCGACCGCGUAUUCCGACUGGAAAAUCCGCUGUACGACGAACAGCAGUUCGACCUGAGCGAUAUGAGGGACGAGGUCGAGUUGCAGGAUAAGUUUGGGCCGUCGCAGGUGGACUUCUUGCUGUGUCCCACGGCGCCGACGUUUGCGCCGAGGAUUGAAGAGAUUAAGCGCCAGACGCCAGUGCAGGUGUACAUGAAUGACGUUUUUACCGUGCCAGCGAGCUUGGCUGGACUGCCGGCCAUCAGCAUCCCGACGAAGAUUAAGUCACAUGAUGCGGAUGCGGAUGAGAGCCGCCAAGUGGCGGGGCUUCAGCUGAUCGGCCAGUACUGGGACGACAGGAGAUUGCUCAGUGUGGCCAAGGAUCUCUUGCGUCAGCUGUCUGCUUCAUGA
Colletotrichum spaethianum is the source of this 1446-nucleotide messenger RNA. RefSeq names its product glutamyl-tRNA(Gln) amidotransferase subunit A, mitochondrial. NCBI's taxonomy places the organism in Eukaryota, Fungi, Ascomycota, Sordariomycetes, Glomerellales, Glomerellaceae. Gene Ontology annotation, cellular component: glutamyl-tRNA(Gln) amidotransferase complex; mitochondrion. Gene Ontology annotation, biological process: glutaminyl-tRNAGln biosynthesis via transamidation; mitochondrial translation. The record is from RefSeq and is a predicted model, not a curated record. Bases 1 to 1446 code for a protein of 481 amino acids. The transcript has 2 exons. Gene Ontology annotation, molecular function: glutaminyl-tRNA synthase (glutamine-hydrolyzing) activity.